Molecule: messenger RNA, 836 nt
Organism: Cercocebus atys (sooty mangabey)
Lineage: Eukaryota; Metazoa; Chordata; Mammalia; Primates; Cercopithecidae
Source: RefSeq, a predicted model, not a curated record
ACCGCAGGGGGCGGGAUGACUGCGCCCAGAGCCUUUGCGGGCCUCAGCCGGCCCCAGAGGAAGGGGGACCUGUCGAGCGGUUUGGUGUGUGUGAAGCGCGACAUGGCGGGGAAGCAGACGAGCCCGGGUGGCCCAGCGUGUACCGGGAAGGGGGCGGGGCUAGAUGCGGCCUUGACAUCUACUAGAGCGCCUCGGGCUGUGCGGCUCGAGACUACAUUUCCCAGGGGGGCCCGCGCGGAGCGGGCGGAAAAGAGAACGCCUCGGAUCCAGUGCGCAGGUGCGAGAGCCAUCCUUGGUUAUAUAAGGGAGGUUUAGGCGCCCGUUCGUUCCUUUGCGUCGGGGGCGCUCGCCGGGUGGUGGUUGUACGGCUUGCAGCCAGGCUUCGUACGCUAUCGUCCUGCCCGUGAGUUCCCGUUUUGUGGGUGGUUAGAGCAGCCAGCGGGUAUAGAAUGGAUUUUGGAGGAGGGAGUCACCACUGGGCCUCCAAGGAAGCCACGUGCAGACAUCUACAACCUUCGAUCUCCUGACGAGUUUAUUGUUGGCCAAAACCAGGCUUUGAUUGAACCAGGAUGAAUGCGGGUGUUGGGAAUAGAAUAUAUAUAUACAUAUAAAACCGAAACUGGCGAAGGAAUAUGAGAGGAGUCCUCUGGAAAGAAAAGAACAGACCCUGUGCUUUCAUGAAAGUGAAGAUCUGGCUGAACCAGUUCCACAAGGUUAUUGUAUACAUAGCCUGGGUUUAAAAGGCUAUGCCCACUUUGAAGAAUGUCAUUGUUAGACUUUGCUGAAAUUUCUAACUGCCUACCUGGAUAAAGAAAAUAAAAUCUUUUAAAUCAAAA